Molecule: messenger RNA, 1614 nt
Organism: Salvelinus namaycush (lake trout)
Lineage: Eukaryota; Metazoa; Chordata; Actinopteri; Salmoniformes; Salmonidae
Product: TLC domain-containing protein 2-like
Exons: 5
Coding region: 380-1135 (251 amino acids)
Biological process (GO): membrane assembly; regulation of membrane lipid distribution; phospholipid homeostasis
Cellular component (GO): plasma membrane
Source: RefSeq, a predicted model, not a curated record
GCACGCUCAGCACAUGCGUCCGAGAAAGCAAUUAUGUAUUCUCCUUUGGCUGGUACUACAAUAAAAAUGGUCAACCUGAAAUCAUAGAAUAGAAUAGAUCAUCAUUGACGUCCACGCCUCACCUUCCAUUUAUGAGACAAAACGAUCAAAUUGCCUACAUUUGAGUCGACUGACAUCAGGAGUCGGAAGAACAUUUAUCGCUUUGGGAUGAAUUAACACGGAACUCCAAAGUAAAGUCAGUAUGUUUGCUUUGACAGUGUAAAUAUCAAUCGCGAGCAGGGAGAGCGAGCGCGUCGAUCUUGAACAACUACAGCGCGCGAAUUUUCUAACGUUGAAUUCUUCAAGUGGAGUAGGACACAGAAAGGAGUUUGUCGUCGCCAUGGAGUUGAAUUCAGUGCUUUUGACUGCGGGUGGCUCUAUUGGAUUUUUUAAACUUGUCAACUGUGGUGUCAGUAAACUCCAUAUUCCUAAAACUGCUUGCAGAAACGCCUGGAAAUGGAGAAAUAUCUGCACAUCUUUCACCCACAGUCUGAUAACUGGGAUAUGGGCUGUACUAUGCUUUUUCGUACACCCACAGAUGGCCGAAGAUUUGAUAGGAACCCAUUCUGUGUUCUCGCACACGUUGGUUUCUGUAUCAAUUGGCUACUUCAUCUAUGACUUCCUUGAUAUGGUGCUCAACCAGAAGAUGAUCCUAUCAUGGGAGCUCCUAUUCCAUCACACAGUGGUGAUCAGCUGUUUCGGCAUCACCGUCCUGACCGGUCGCUACGUGGGCUUUGCUGUGGUGGCCCUCCUGGUUGAGAUCAACUCUGUGUUCCUCCACCUGCGGCAGAUCUUACGCAUGGCCAGCCUAGCAGAGGGCGACCUCUACCGCAUCAACAGCAUGGUCAACCUAGGUACCUAUGUGGUGUUCCGGAUCAACACCCUGGCCUGGAUGACCCGCUGGCUGGUCCUGAACCGGGACAACAUCCCCCUGUUCAGCUACACAGCGGGGAGUGUAGGGCUAGCCAUUAUGACUGCCAUGAAUAUAGUGCUCUUCUACCGCCUGCUGAGGUCUGACUUCCUCAAGAGUAGUACACCCACGCCCACGGACUGUAAAGAGAGUAGAGGGCAAGGAGAGGGAAAGAAGGAGACGUAGGAAGGAAGGAAGGGAGGGAGAAGAGAUAAUGGCAGAGAUGGAUGAGAUGUCCUUGAGUAUUCGAGAGGGUGAGCAGGAUGUAUGAACACACGUACGUACACACACAGAGAGAUACAUAAGACAUCUUGUAGCGAAGCCGGGAGCGCGAGGAUGUCAGUCACAUACAAACACACACACAUAUAAAUACACACUUUGUGGCCAAUAGACCUUGUACCUUAUGCCUGUACUCUACCUAAGAGAUCUGACCAAAUACACUUCCCCAGCUCUUCUGUUUUGAGGUACAGGCAUUUACAAUUCACACACACAAGGUCCAUUGAAUGAUAGCCAAAAAGAAGUGACACAUCUAUGAAAUAAUGUGUGUGUAUAUAUGUGUACUGUGUGUGUGUGCAGGAUAAUGUGCUCUACUGUACCUUAGAAAGUUUGGGUUCUCACCCAAUCGGUCGUGUGUGUGUGUGUAUAUAGUCAAAAGUUUGGACACA